ACUAAAUGUGACUUUGUACCAAGUCCAAUGUCCUUGAUUAUUGGAUGUUAGUGUUAGACUCCAGCAGGGCGUUAUCGAUCGGCUACAAUAACAACAAGAGUUUGGCUCAAGUCACUCACGCGACGCCAAUAUUUGCAUCCCCAAAAUCGUUUGUAUCCCAUGUUAUCCGUAGCGUCGCGGGAAAAGGCAACGUGUUCACUGAAAACGGACGUUGGCUAUCGUUAAAUUUCCGUAAGGAAAAGAAAAUUAGCAACAUUUGGAAUUGUUUUUUUCCUACUGUUUUUUAUAUCAUCACUCCGGUUUCUACAAACAAAGCAGCGUAGCGAACGCGCAAGACUGGUUUCGGUAUGCUCAAACCGUGUCGAUAAUAUAAUACAUGUAAUAAUAAUUGAAAUAAUCUGAAAAAUAGUUGAAAUAAUACAUUUCCCAUUGUAUGGUUAACGAUAUACGUAUACAUUCUUUUGGGGGUACAACAUUUGGCGCUACACGUCUCUUCCGGAGUCUCCCUGCAGCUGUUCGAAGCUUGUAAAAGUUCCAUGGUGACUUGAAAGUGCUGCGGGGGGUGCAGAGGAAAAGCGAGGAUGUUCUCCCUCCUCGCCAGGGGGGCUGCGUUUUUCUCAGGACUCUUCAUUAUCUCCAGAAAAGUGCUCAGAUCUACGUGCUCACACUGGAGCGAUGCGAGCGUGGUGGCUGUUAGUACGAGGUUUGUUUCCUCCGUCCAUGCGUCCCUGGCCACCGCGGCUGGAGUAAUUGUUGUCGCCUCCUGCAGGGAUGUGAUGACUGACAGACACUGGCUGGUCGACGGGUUUGUGCUCUUUGGAGCUCCCUACAUGGCUUACGAUAUCUUUGCCAUGUACCUGAGCAAUUUCCAUUUUCAGAGGGCCAAAGGUCACAGUGGUGCAUGCAGGGAACACUCUCUGCAGACGGUGAGGGUCUUCCUCCAGAGGGACUGGCUGUUGGUCCUCCAUCACCUUGCGCUGCUUCUCGUUUUCAUGCCUAUUACUCUGUUUUUCAGGAGAGGACUGGGAGAUUUCUUCAUAGGCUGUCUGUUCAUUACAGAGUUCAGCACUCCAUUCGUCUCAAUAGGAAAGAUUCUCAUUCAGCUGGGCCUGGAGGACAGUAGGCUCCACAAGAUCAACGGUGUCAUGGUUCUUGUGAGCUUCUUCACUUGCCGCAUCCUCCUCUUCCCCUUCAUGUACUGGAUGUAUGGACGCCAGUAUGACAUUCCUCUGCACAGAGUGGCUUUCCACCUGCCUCUCCACUGCAAUGUAGGCAACCUGGCUAUCCUGGCUCCUCAGAUCUACUGGUUCAUCCUCCUGCUGAAGAAAGCUCAAAGACUGUACCGUAGGCAGAAGAGAGGGAAAGAUGACUCCCACAAAGCCAGGGACUCCAAAAUCUAGAUCUCUCAACAGUGUACACAAAUGAAGAAAUCUGAGGAGUUUUAUGCCACCGAGGACAUGAGUUGAGUGAUGUUCUGCUGAAGCACAGCCUUCAUCUGUUCGUUCUCCAGGUUGUUUGUGAUGGUGGAG
Messenger RNA from Lampris incognitus (smalleye Pacific opah), 1529 nucleotides. RefSeq names its product TLC domain-containing protein 3A-like. The coding region runs from base 582 to 1400 and encodes 272 amino acids. Gene Ontology annotation, biological process: lipid homeostasis. Lineage: Eukaryota; Metazoa; Chordata; Actinopteri; Lampriformes; Lampridae. Gene Ontology annotation, cellular component: membrane; endoplasmic reticulum. The record is from RefSeq and is a predicted model, not a curated record. The transcript is spliced from 6 exons.